AUGGCAUGGCCCUAUGAUCAACAGUGGGAAGAUACCCGUAUUUACGCGUAUAGCCUAGACGAUCCGACCCAGGCCCUCUCUCAUCUAACCCCUGAUCUCGGCUGGAGCGCAUCCACAGAAGUCGAACGGUCCAUGCCCAGUGGCAUACCUGUGUCCUCCUACCUGUCGCCUCGCACCCGGGUAAAUCCCUUGGCAAUGCAGGGAACAUCCACUGGCGCCAUGCAAGCUAGCAUGCGCCACCAACAGAACGCCUCAAAUCCUGAAAUUGCUGCCCAACCAAAUCCCUCCCAAGAACCAGCUGUAAUCUCUAGGGGACGAAACAACACUCGAAGCCGCGCAAAAAGACGUCAAAUCAGCGGGUCACCUCCGCACAGCCCCGACGAUCCGGAGUUCCAAUGCAAGUGGGAAGGCUGUGCCUAUAGAGGUACUUUCAAACGUGAAUCCUCCCUCAUUCGCCAUAUUCGGAAAAUACACGUCACCCCUCUCGCUCAUCCAUGCCUAGUGCAAGGCUGCGACAAGGCUUUUAAUCGUGCGGACAACCUAGUUCAACACACACGAAACCACCACUAUACUUACUAA
This is a messenger RNA of Penicillium hordei, 579 nucleotides long. RefSeq lists its product as uncharacterized. Bases 1 to 579 code for a protein of 192 amino acids. Gene Ontology annotation, cellular component: nucleus. Gene Ontology annotation, molecular function: DNA-binding transcription factor activity, RNA polymerase II-specific; RNA polymerase II cis-regulatory region sequence-specific DNA binding. NCBI's taxonomy places the organism in Eukaryota, Fungi, Ascomycota, Eurotiomycetes, Eurotiales, Aspergillaceae. The transcript has 2 exons. Gene Ontology annotation, biological process: regulation of transcription by RNA polymerase II. The record is from RefSeq and is a predicted model, not a curated record.